Molecule: messenger RNA, 657 nt
Organism: Echinostoma caproni
Lineage: Eukaryota; Metazoa; Platyhelminthes; Trematoda; Plagiorchiida; Echinostomatidae
Source: the annotation of a GenBank genome assembly
AUGUUCUACCAUCCGUAUGAAAACGUGGAUACUAGUAGUAGUAGUACUCAACUUAAAACCAGCGUCAAUAAAUUCUCUAUUCCUGGGAAUGAUCAGAUGACACCGGAUACACUGGAACGCCCAAAUACUUAUACAACUGUCAGUUUGAACGCGCUUGAGGACUUUUCUAUCCAAUACAUGCAACAGCAACAACAACAACAACAAUCACGAUCACAACCACCACAUUCCCAACACGUUUUUCAACACUAUCCAAGUGAUGCGAAUCAUCCACAACGUCACCAUCAUUCCCAACCCCCAUCGCUACAACAACAGCAACAGCAACAACGCCCGGAUCAUUUUGUAUCACCCGACCCCAGUGCUUAUCGGCUAGCGCCUAGUCCAACACAAAUUUCACCGCAUUUCGAUUCGCACACUAUGGGACACAGUAUUGCAUUCCCAAACUCCAUUCUGCAUUCCGUACUGCCCUUGCCGGAAGAGAUUACCUCUUCACCGNAACAACUCAUUCAACAAAUCCCUUUCCACCUCCACUGGAUGAAACCCAUCCGCAAUGGUCCAAAAGUUUAUCGCAUUGUGCAUCCACAUCUCCACAUCUUGUCAAUCAUGCCGAGCUCAGCUAUGUACAACCAGGGCAGUGGAACACGUCUGCCAUCUCCGUGA